Molecule: messenger RNA, 3224 nt
Organism: Amoebophrya sp. A120
Lineage: Eukaryota; Dinophyceae; Syndiniales; Amoebophryaceae
Source: the annotation of a GenBank genome assembly
AGGCAGAACUAUCUUGAGACGACGUUUUUUCCCCUUAAUUCAUCUGCCACCACCCAAUUUUUUUUCUGUUUCGUUUUUCGCAAAAAUCGGGAUAGAAUUAAAGAAGACGGUUUUUUCUCUCAAAAAGCUCAUUUACGGUCUCUUGGACUACGAGGCAUAUCCUGCCUCGUAGUUUUUUUUUGAAAAAGAAUAUCAAAAAAUACAAAUUGCAAGAAAGGCCCGCACUAAAUUGCAAAGCCCGAAGAUCAUCUCAAAAGAGCAGUAGCAGCUUUCCGGCAUAUCCUGUUCGCUUAAAAUUCCCCCAGACAAGUCAAAGUUUAAACAGUCAAAGUUUAAACCAUCACACCUCCACUCCUCUUCGUGCGCAAGAAAGACACACGAAAAUGGCUUCCUUCAAGUCUAUACCGGUGAUUACGCCCUACACCUACAGUUCGAACAUGGGUCCGGGCAGCGAGCACGGGGGUCCCUUUUACCCGCUCGGGCAGCAGUACCACCAGCCUGACAUGCUGGCCGACCAGCUGAAGAAGGAGCGAAAUCCCCCGCGAGCGGUGAUCACGGGCGUGAACACGGACUUCAAGCUGGACUCCUCUCGCCGGCUGCGGUGGAACGACCCAAAGUCCGGGGUCGUCGACCAGUGUACCAUGUACACCUACGGGCAGCCGGACUCUCACCGCUCCUGCCUAUGCAUUGCAAAUAUCGAUCUGGGUCUGGAAGGUCGUUGCAAAUUGUCAUGCUAGUACGGUUGGAUCGUGCAAAAUAAAAAUUUCAAUUUGUGUUGCAUGGCUACCAAAAGUAGUUCGUUGUCCACUUUUAUUAAACAAGUUUAGAGGCAGCUUAUUCAUCUCAUGCAGGGGAGGCAUGAUAGAGAUCUCACAGAAUCUUCUGUCAUGCUCAUGGGCCAUGAAAUAAAACCAGCAUGACCACAAGUCUCGCUAUUCUCCAGAAGAUCCAGACAUAUAUUUGCAGUUGAUACUGCGUCACCAGCUACAACAAGGACGGCCUCACGAUGAACUCCUUGUCCCACUACAACAAGGUCGGCGCCAAACACCUGCAAGCCCAGUCGCGGUCCAGUCUAUCAAAAGUAAAAAUGUCUGGGUCCUCUGGGAACUUGUGAUGCUGGGUAGCGUCUCAUGAUGAGGCUACAAAUGCUGGCUCAGCAUGACAAGUUUCUGAGCUCCUCGGUGUUGCCUAUUCUGCAUGACAAACUGCGUAGUUUCUGCAUCACGGAAAAGCGGAGCUGCUCUUGGGUAACGUGCAUGACAGAUCAUUUAAGAGUCAUGCCAGACAAGCAUGACAAACAUGAACAAUUCUUCCAGACCCACACAUUUUUACUUUUGAUACCGUCCCAUCCACUCCUACUUCAGCGAACCGAGAAGAAAGGUGCCGGACAUCGGAACCAAGGUGUGGGAUAACUUCGGCAUCGACGGCCACAUGAAGGCAACGUCAGAGGAGAUCGGCAACUGGUCGCCGUUGUGGUACUUGAUAGUGUGAAUGAAAUUCUCAACUUCUUAUUUCGGCGUGCUUUAAAUUUGAUAUUGUUUCCUCUGCGCUUGCUUUCUCUUCCAAACGAAAAACGUUGUUGAUCCGCAACUUGAUAGUUGCCCUCGGUAUUAGUGCACUUGAAGAAGUUGUCGCAAAAUCGUUUAUUGAGACGGCGAUCCUCGGCCUCGGGCUAAAGCUAAUCCUGAAGAAGUUCUUACAGGGUUCUCAUGCGAGAAUCUGUUGAAAAAAAAUAACCACCAGGUACCGCGCCGUGAACGACAUGAACGUGUAUGCCAACCUGCGACCGGACACCAUGAAAGCCCUCGGUCUCGAAUACGAGGAGCCGGGCGUCAGAUACGGCAUGAUCAACGGGGAGUUUCUUCCCAAGGUCGAAAAAGUGAACGAUUCCGCGCGAAGUUCGGCGUGGAGCGAGAACCACAAGUACGUGGGGUAUCCCAAAGAACCCUCCAUGCAGGCCCGGGCCUACUACGGCAACGACGCGCGGACCAGCUUCGCCUUGGCCGACGUCCAGAAGUACAUGUCACCGCUAUGCCACUGCAAACCAAUUUGUCAGUCGUGUUUGGGUCGGGAUUAUUUCUGGUCAUGCGAGUUUAUGUAAAAGUACUACAGAAACUUCAACAGGAUCUUUAUCUUUUGUGAUGGUACGAACAUAGAUAGGACAAGGAGCAUUUUUGAGGGUUAUUUCUUCUUGUUUUCUCAUGCUGGGCGUUGUACCAAUUGCAAUAAUUUUCCAGACGACAUAAAGAUACCCCUGAAGUUGUAGUUGUCAAAACAAUCGCAAACUUGUCAUGCGGUCGUGGACCACAGAAAGCCUUUGAAUAUUUCCACUCUGAAUAGCUUGUGCACAGCAACACAACUAGAACUACGCUGCAUCCUUUACCCAGACCCAGCAGACAACAUGUUUGCAGUGAAUAACCGGUCUCCAUCGCGAACUCGGACCCCACGUCUCUCCUGCGCGCACAGAAGAACCGGGUUCGGGAGGAGGUUUUGGCGCAGGUGCGCCGGGCACCGCAGUACGGGAGCCACCGGGGGAGCGGGGGCGGGAGGGCACUGUCCAGCGGAAGGACCGCGUCGACAACGCACUCCACACCGAGGGCCGGCGACUUCAUGCGGAAGUCCGCCUCCACACCGAGAAUGUGAAGAUGUUGAUUUAUGUAUUAUUUUCAACACAAAAGUCUAAGUCUUCACAGGCAUACUUCGUUCUGACUCAGUGGUGGAAAACCGCGAAACUCAAACUCUGUUAAGUACCCCUCCUGGAAGAUGAAAUAAACAAGAAGUCGGAAAGAACUGAUGAACCUACCACUCUACUCCCGUUCUGCAACUUUUCCCCAAAGCAAAGUUUAUCGACAAAAAAGCUUUUUUUUUCUUUUUAGCAAUUUGAAACUACUUCCUUGAGACAAAAUAAAGGACAACCGAUAUUGUGGUUAUUCUGUAGAAAUAAAUCAUUCACGUUAUUUGACAAGUUCUGUCUCUACUACUUUCGGCCUGCUUUCGCACUUGAAUUUCAUAACCUUGUACUUUUUAUUUUUGGCUAGAGGCUCGUGUCAUGAUCAUUUUCGGGAAGAGAUGUUGACUUCUGGAAGUAAACGAACUCGCGCCAGAACUACGCCCUCCUGGAAAAAGGAAAAGGUGUAGAGACCUCCAGAAUCAAUGCAUGUCAUGGAACUUUUUAGACACAAACGUCAUGUACAUCAUUUCAGUUGGAUCAAGUAGAGGAUGAU